UAAAACAACUACUCUAUCUUCACAUUGCCCCAGAGUUUUGAACCCUCCUUAGUACACUCCUAGUGGAAAUUCAAGUUUAUAAUUAUCAUCACCAACAUGUCAAACGGUUCGGCCUUCUUCCUCCCACCCGAAAAAGCCCAAGGCCUCGCCAACUACCCGCAUGCACGCAUUCUCCCCACCAACCCCGCUUCGCGCACCAUCCAUGUCUCGGGCACAUCAUCGCGCCGCGGCGAUGGGACCUGGGACGGCGUAACUGAACAUGCGGAUGGAACAUGGACGCUGGAUAUUCGUCAACAGACCGCGGCGGUUCUCCGCAAUAUUGACACGGUUAUUCGUGGCGCCACAGACGGCAAAGGGAGCAUUAAGAAUGUGGUCGAUGCAACGGUGUUCUUGACGGACUUGACCGGUUCCUAUCAAGGUAUGAAUGAAGAAUGGAAUAAAGUGUGGCCUAAUCGCGAGGAUGCGCCGGCGAGGACCACAAUUGGUGUCAAGGAAUUGCCCAAUCCGCGGUUGUUGGUGGAGAUCAAGUGUACGGCAAUCUGUGAAUGGUGAGCGAGUAUCGAUAUAGACUGGAGUCUAGAUCGCCUUGUUUUCUUUUUACCUUCGCAAAUCAUGGAUGGCCUGGCUAGGGCUCUGCAACAUUUGUUGUUUGGUUACUCGAUGACUCUCGAUUCUAUUUUCUGGCUGUGCGGAUAGAGAAUCUUUCGGUUUCCAUGUAUAUAUCUCCAAGACCUAUGAUUCGAACAUCAGCUAUACUAUGAUAUGGCCCGUAAACAUUAGUAGAGAUACGAUCUUAUCGGCACCAUCUUGUAAGCAUGCUUGAAG
Molecule: messenger RNA, 825 nt
Organism: Aspergillus pseudonomiae
Lineage: Eukaryota; Fungi; Ascomycota; Eurotiomycetes; Eurotiales; Aspergillaceae
Product: RidA family protein
Exons: 1
Coding region: 97-552 (151 amino acids)
Cellular component (GO): cytosol; mitochondrion
Molecular function (GO): deaminase activity
Source: RefSeq, a predicted model, not a curated record